GACCGGGUGCUGGACAUCCAAGCCGAGGAGAGCCCCUGGCCCGACGCCGUCAUCCCCGACUACGGUGACGGAACAAAUUCUCUCAUAAGUGGAGGAUGGGAUACAUCUUCCUGGGGUUUAAGUUCAAACACAGAACCACAGAAUCAGCCAGUAUCACCAACAGCCAUCACUAAGCCAGUGAGGAGGACAGUAGUGGAUGAAUCUGAAAACUUCUUCAGUGCCUUUCUCUCUCCAACAGAUGUUCAGAGUAUACAGAAAAAUCCAGUGGUGUCCAAACCUCCAGCCAAAUCACAGCGACCUAAAGAGGAGGUGAAAAGCACUUUAAAGGAUUCUCAACACCCCAGUCAGCUGGAAGUACCAGUGACCACAGAGGCAGAAGUGAAGGAUUCCUCUGUAGCUGUCCUAGUGGACUUGAAAAACCUCGAUAUUCCCAAGGACAAAUUAGAAGAGAGUUCUGUGCUUAAAUCUAAUGCCAAACCUGAAGAAAGCACAAAUGAAGUUACUGAUAAAAAGGUGUCCACUCUAAAUUUGGAAGUACCUGAAGAUACUCUUAAUGAAAAACCCACCGCAGGAGGGGAUGGAACAGGAGGGGCACUGGAUAGCACUUCACAGCCUCUUCAUACAGGUACCAAAGACAUGGGUUUGGAAACGAAGGAGAGAAAGACUGAGGACAGGCAGAGCAAUACACCCUCACCUCCUAUUAGCACAUUCUCCUCAGGCACAUCCACAACCAGUGAUAUUGAAGUUCUGGACCAUGAAAGUGUCAUAAGUGAGAGCUCAGUAAGUUCAAGACAAGAAGCUGCGGAUUCGAAAUCCAGUCUUCACCUCAUGCAAACAUCAUUUCAGCUUUUAUCCACGUCUGCCUGUGCAGAUUAUAACCGUUUAGAUGACUUCCAGAAAAUGACUGAGAGCUGCUGCUCCUCUGAUGCUUUUGAGAGAAUUGAUUCAUUUAGUGUACAGUCUUUAGAUAGUAGAAGUGUAAGUGAAAUAAAUUCAGAUGAUGAGUUAUCAGGCAGGGCUUCUGCUUCAGCGUCUGUCGCUGUCAGUCCUUCUGCACCAAAGACAGAAAUGGUUGAUGCCCUGAAAAAUAAACCUGAAAUCUUGAAUGAUGCUCCUGUUGCACAUGCUGAGGAAGCUGAGAUGGAAGAGAGUGGGAGGAGCGCGACCCCUGUUAAUUCUGAGCAGCCAGAUGUUCUGGUUGCUGCUGUGCAAACUGUUGAAGAACAGAUUGUGGAAGAGGAGACUGAGCCUCAGCAGGGUGCUGUUGAAAAAAUGUUAGAAGAGGACACUGAAAAGCAAGAGUUUAAAAAGAUGAUUGAUUCAUUAACUGAGAAACUGGAGAAGAGAGAAAUACAGUUAUUAAGUACUAGUAAAGAAAAGGCACGCCUGGAAGAAGCUUAUGAUAACCUAAAAGAUGAAAUGUUUAGAAUGAAGGAAGAGAGCAGUAGCCUUUCGUCUCUUAAAGAGGAGUUUGCUCAGCGAAUUGCGGAUGCCGAAAAGAAGCUCCAGCUAGCCUGCAAAGAGAGAGAUGCAGCUAAAAAGGAAGUAAAGACUGUUAAAGAAGAAUUGGCUACUAGACUCAAUACUAAUGAAACUGCUGAAUUACUGAAGGAAAAAGAAGAGCAAAUCAAAGGAUUAAUGGAAGAAGGAGAAAAGCUUUCCAAACAGCAGCUGCACAAUUCCAACAUUAUUAAGAAAUUAAGAGCCAAGGAGAAAGAGAGAGAAAAUACCAACACAAAACAGAACAAAAAGAUUAAGGAUUUGGAAGAGGAGUUGCACCAUUUAAAACAG
Messenger RNA from Antrostomus carolinensis (chuck-will's-widow), 1791 nucleotides. Its product is annotated as TATA element modulatory factor. Gene Ontology annotation, cellular component: endoplasmic reticulum; Golgi apparatus. The annotation marks the transcript as partial. NCBI's taxonomy places the organism in Eukaryota, Metazoa, Chordata, Aves, Caprimulgiformes, Caprimulgidae. The record is from RefSeq and is a predicted model, not a curated record. The transcript is spliced from 6 exons.